GUGAAGAGUGACGGUAAGCGCGCAGAACCAUUUCCAACGAAUGUUGAUUCUUUUCAUUCUGUUUUCAAUCAGUUUGCAAAAGCAUUCCAACAAGUUGCUGCCGCUCACAAUCUCGCAUAAUCAUUCGUUUCAUUUAUCGUCUUGACUCUCGUUUUUUGUUCGCUGCCUGUUUUUCUUCGUUGUGAAUGAAAACAAAAAACUUCAACGAGAUAUAGCUCACAUUUAUAUUACAACGAAUCUCAAUCGGAAAUAAUUGUUGUAAAAAAUUGUCGGAAAUGUCAGCGAAAAAAGUAUUGGUUUACGGUGGACGUGGAGCAUUAGGUUCUGCCUGUGUUUCGAAAUUCAAAGAGUUGAACUGGUGGGUAGGCAAUAUUGAUUUAACCGCAAACGAUCAAGCUGAUGCAAAUAUCAUUGUGGACAAAGAAGCCGGAUGGACUGAACAGGAAUCAGCUAUACUUGAUCAACUUCAAGGUCUGCUUAACACCAAUCAAUUGGAUGCUGUUAUUUGUGUUGCAGGUGGUUGGGCCGGUGGAAAUGCAAGCAAAGACUUGGCAAAAAAUGCCGACUUAAUGUGGAAGCAAAGUGUUUGGUCAUCAACAAUCUCAGCCACGAUUGGUUCACGUUUUUUGAAACCCGGCGGUGUGUUGACUUUGACUGGUGCCGAUGCUGCAUUAAAAGGUACACCCGGUAUGAUUGGAUACGGGCUUGCAAAGGCCGCCGUGCAUCAACUAACAAAAUCUUUGGCUGAGGAGAAAUCUGGAUUGCCCGACAAUUCUCUUGUUGUCUCCAUCUUGCCAAUUACACUUGAUACACCAAUGAACCGAAAAUGGAUGGCUAACGCCGACUUCUCCAAAUGGACCCCAUUGGAUUUCAUUGCCGAAACGUUUGCCAAAUGGACCGAAGGAAAAGAUCGACCAAAAAAUGGCUCAUUGAUUCGUCUUGUCACAAACGACAAUAAAACUAAUUUAAUUGCUGCUGAAUAAAAACAUGAAUAUCAUCGACAUAGUCAACAUCGCAGUACGCAAAAUAAACCAGUUUGAUACAAGUUUUAACUUGAAGACUUUUUAGGUCUAUUUGUUAUUUUCACAUUUUUAUAAACAUUUUUUUUUCGCUUUUUUUAAAUAAAUGCAUCGCUUUUUAUCAAU
Contarinia nasturtii (swede midge) is the source of this 1145-nucleotide messenger RNA. It is a transcript of the gene Dhpr, whose product is annotated as dihydropteridine reductase. Bases 276 to 983 code for a protein of 235 amino acids. The transcript is spliced from 4 exons. Gene Ontology annotation, molecular function: NADPH binding; 6,7-dihydropteridine reductase activity; NADH binding. Gene Ontology annotation, biological process: tetrahydrobiopterin biosynthetic process; L-phenylalanine catabolic process. The record is from RefSeq and is a predicted model, not a curated record. Lineage: Eukaryota; Metazoa; Arthropoda; Insecta; Diptera; Cecidomyiidae. Gene Ontology annotation, cellular component: cytoplasm.